Molecule: messenger RNA, 2928 nt
Organism: Osmerus eperlanus (European smelt)
Lineage: Eukaryota; Metazoa; Chordata; Actinopteri; Osmeriformes; Osmeridae
Gene: c23h4orf54
Product: chromosome 23 C4orf54 homolog
Exons: 2
Coding region: 278-1645 (455 amino acids)
Source: RefSeq, a predicted model, not a curated record
GUGGUUGCACUUUGGCAGCAAAUUAAAAGGCAAAGAUGGUAACGAGUACUCCAGCAGUGCAUCUAGCGCUGUGAGUGAACUUGACGACGCCGACAAGGAAGUGCGCAAUUUGACAGCCAGAGCGUUCAAGAGUUUAGCAUACCCCUAUUUUGAUUCCAUAAAUUUUUGCACCUCCAGCGAUUCCUCUGCUUCAGAACGUGGCCUGGGGAUAAAUAGGUGGUCAACGUUUGUUGACCUUAAAUAUGGAAACAUAUCACAGGGAAGAGGACAAAAUAGCAUGUCCCAUAAAAUGUCAUCUUGUACAAUGGCAAAGAAUAAAGACAAUCAAGGUUGUAAGGGCGGUGCAUUAACUAACAUAAAGCCACCCCCGAGCAAUAUGUUUAAUUUGAAUGGCAAUCCUUAUAACGCUGCUUCAAAAAAGAAAAUAGCUCUCAUGGGAACCUUUGGGCAGGGCCAUAGUGGAGUUAUUACGCUUACAGAAACAUUAAAUUUUCGCUGCAAUGUCAAAUCAGGGGUGCCUGGGGGAGAAAGGCGUUCAAAAUGUGCACAAAACGCAGCAGGAUCACGUUCCACAGAUGAAGUUACCAACGCCUCGCCAGGCGGACAGGGUAGUGAGACUAGAAGACGACCCUGUAAUGCAAGGGAAACCAUGGAAGACACACACAAGAAAGCAGUAUUCGCAUCAAGUCUUCUUAAAAAUGUUAUUUCCAAAAAAAUGCAGUUUGAGCAGGAGCGCAAAAUGGAAAGGGGGGAGAUAUGCGAACCCUAUCAAGUCUCAUCACCCUGCUUUGUCCAUCAAGACCUAGAAAAUCCCAAGGAAAAUGGCACAACAAAUGAGUCCAGGGAUAGGCAGAGCUCAAAAUAUUCAGAGGCCGGUACUGACAACAAAAUAGUUUGUGUUCAAGAAUUAGGGGACAUUGUGGACAGCAGUUCGUGCGAUGACAAGUGCGGCUCUGGGAGACAAGCUUCUUGCACUAAUUUAGAGUCGGCAAAUGAAGUGGGAUUCGAUACUAAAAAAAGAGCAUUCGAAGCGGCUAAAAGCACGUUGCUUCGAAGCCAAAAUAGCGCUUUCAGAUCCUGGAGUGACGGUGAGCUAGAGUUUCAAAAGGAACAAAAAAAUUAUAAAACCCCAGAGUGGAAACUGCCUUCGACUAAAGACAACCUCGAAGACACAGACUUGUGCGCCGAUUCGGGGACUAGUAAACUGACAAAAAUGUCACAUUUGUUUGUGCCAAAUAUCCAACUACCAUCAAGUGAGAGAAAAGUUGAUUAUCAGCUGCAGACUAUGAAUUAUUCGACACGCGCGACCAACGAUCAAAAAGAGGGAGAAGGCAUGAGGUUGCGCUCUGACAAUACCUUAUAUGUCCCAGAUUCAUCAAGAACUUCUGUUCCAUCAAAAUCACCGGAAAUCAAAUUGAAGAGUUUGGAAGACAACAAAAGUGACCAGUUUAACAUCUCAAAAUGUCCUAUUUCCAACCUAGUUUGUAAUAGUUCCAACCUGAUAAAGACAGCUGAUGACUCCAGGUGCCAUGCGCUCGCUCCGGUGUUAAAGGGAAGGACAUGUGAUCUACUCUUGGAAUCAAUGCUGUCUCAGCCUUCUCUGAAGUACCAGCUUGCCUUUGACUGCAAAAUAUAUGUAAAUUAGUAAAAUUUGAACUAAUAUGUUUUUAACUCAAUGUCAAAGAAAGACAAUGAAUCAGAUUAUUUGGAGACAAUUAGCCAGAUACAACUCUUUUUCAUAUUCUUUAAUUUUACAUCAGAUUUUUAAGCACUUUAAUGUAAAACAUUGUAAUCGUAUGAUAUUAUACAUCAUUGUGAAGUGCAACAGUAUCACAUAAGUAACACUGCAACUGUGCAAAACUCUUCGGCUAGGUUUUUUUUAUAAACCUUACGUACAUUUUAUUUUGUGUUCUUUUAAAUUCAAGUAGAGGAUACUGUGGGUGAGUUGUCACACUUAAUCAUAUGGAGAUAUAUCUCAGUUUUACAAUAUGUAAUUGAAACACUAAAUAUAACACUAACACUAAAUAUAUCUUCUUUCGUUGCUGAAUGAUAAUAAUUCUUAGGUAAGGUACUCGAUGUAAUGUCAUAAUAUAUAUUUCUUGGAAUGUUUAAUUACUCAAAUUGUAUUCAUAAUUAAUUAAUUGUAUUAAUUAUUUGUAUUAUUCUACAGAUUUACAUAGUUCUGUACAUUUGUCUGGUCUUAAAAAAUGUGUGAGCUGGUAUAGUGGAUAACUACAGCACUCCUUAUGUAAGUUGUGAGACCUCCACCACAGGGGUGUCGUUAGAUCCUUUUUACUGGGGCACGUGUCCCAGUAUAAAUCUGCUGUGCCCCAGUCAAAUCUAAAAUUUGAGUUACUAUUAGUCAGUGCAUUCAUUUAGAUUGAUAAUCCCGGAAAAAUAAACGCAGUAUCACAAUCAAUGCUUGUUAAUCAAAGCAGUUUAACCAAAAACACAAACCAAUGCCUGCAGAAUUCCAUGUCUUGAGCUUGCCAAAUAGCCACUGCAGCGCGCACACAGAAGUCCAGGUGUCGGACUCGGCACACAAGUCAGAAUUGAGGUAGGCUAAGAAAACAUUACAAAACUAAAGAACGUUUCUAAAUGAUAGGCCUACCGAUCAUCUUAUUUUGACAAAAACAUAAAAACAAUAUUACAUGAAGCUCAAAAAACAGUAUUUGCGUUCAAAUGAAUGCUAAAAAAAUGUGCACGCUCGCAUUAACUAUUGAUGUCCCUGCCAAAGCUGAUAUUAAACUUGCGGCCACUUGUAUAGUGGGUUAAGCAAGGGGAGUUUCUACAGCCUAGUUGUGCAUUGCGCGCAGCAAGCUUGGAAGAAAAAAAGGGAUAUGAAUAGGGCCUGUGCCCCAGUAGAGCUUUAUGUCUAACAACGCCCUUGCUACACCAUAAAAAAAUAAAAUAAUAUGAUUUCCAGUA